This is a messenger RNA of Pecten maximus, 494 nucleotides long. Its product is annotated as ATP-binding cassette sub-family D member 3-like. The transcript has 6 exons. NCBI's taxonomy places the organism in Eukaryota, Metazoa, Mollusca, Bivalvia, Pectinida, Pectinidae. Gene Ontology annotation, biological process: long-chain fatty acid import into peroxisome; peroxisome organization; very long-chain fatty acid catabolic process. The record is from RefSeq and is a predicted model, not a curated record. Gene Ontology annotation, molecular function: long-chain fatty acid transmembrane transporter activity. The annotation marks the transcript as partial. Gene Ontology annotation, cellular component: peroxisomal membrane.
AUGUAGCUACAGUGGUGGGUUAUCUGGUUGUCAGCCGGCCAUUCCUUGACCUGACUAAUCCUCGUCACAUGAAAAGCACACACAGUGAGAUGCUUGAGGAUUAUUACAAGAGUGGGAGGAUGUUGGUGAGGAUGGCCGAAGCUAUUGGCCGAAUUGUCCUGGCUGGGAGAGAGAUGACCAGACUAGCUGGCUUCACGUCCAGAAUCACAGAGCUCAUGCGAGUCCUUGAUGACCUCAAUAAAGGCCGAUACGAAAGAACUAUGGUGUCGGAUCAGAAUAACUCAAAAGAUGAAAAAACUCAGACAUACAAAGCAGGAUCUGGAAAAAUAGUAAACCAGGACCACCUUAUCAAGUUUGAUAAAGUUCCACUUGUCACCCCCAAUGGAGACGUGCUCAUCAAGGAACUCACUUUUGAGGUAAAGGGAGGAAUGAAUGUAUUGGUGUGUGGUCCAAAUGGUUGUGGUAAAAGUUCCCUGUUCCGAGUUCUGGGCGAG